This is a messenger RNA of Solanum verrucosum, 403 nucleotides long. RefSeq lists its product as uncharacterized. The transcript is spliced from 2 exons. The record is from RefSeq and is a predicted model, not a curated record. The coding region runs from base 35 to 403 and encodes 122 amino acids. Lineage: Eukaryota; Viridiplantae; Streptophyta; Magnoliopsida; Solanales; Solanaceae.
GUAUGCGAGAGUUGAUGGUGAUUUUAUUCUAGCUAUGAUAUUAUUGCUCAAGUAUUCUCCUAAUCUGGAGGUUCUACAGUUGCUGUCUUAUGAGAAUGUACGCUGGUCUAAGAAUUGGCAGAUGCAUGAUCUUGAUGAAAGCAUUGUGUGGUUGGAAUCUCAUAUAAAGUCAAUUCAUUUGACAAAUUUCAAAGGUGUAGAAAACGAGAUAAAACUAGUAAAGUUUUUUCUGAUGAAUGCACGAGUGUUGGAAAAACUGACUAUUAUCUGGGAUGAGUAUCCUGAUAAAUCAGAAGAGGCGUUAGUGGAGGUUUUAAAGUUUCCUACAACUUCUUCACAGGUUGUUUUGACAUUUCUCGAUGCCAAGCCCCAACCAAGUUCUCGUAAAUGGUACGAUAGAUAA